Mauremys mutica (yellowpond turtle) is the source of this 4029-nucleotide messenger RNA. It is a transcript of the gene USPL1, whose product is annotated as ubiquitin specific peptidase like 1. Lineage: Eukaryota; Metazoa; Chordata; Testudines; Geoemydidae. Gene Ontology annotation, cellular component: Cajal body. The coding region runs from base 463 to 3807 and encodes 1114 amino acids. Gene Ontology annotation, molecular function: SUMO binding. The transcript is spliced from 8 exons. Gene Ontology annotation, biological process: Cajal body organization; protein desumoylation. The record is from RefSeq and is a predicted model, not a curated record.
GUCAGUCUGUACCUUUAGAAAAUAGUCCUCCUUUCCCACUUAGGACCUGAUCCUGCAAAUUGCUCUCCACAGGCAGACCCUUAUGUUUGGGCAGAGCACUGCACUUUUGAAAUAAGUAGGGCACUGCAUGGGUCUCAGGGUUAGCCACGUGGAGACGCUUGCAGGAGCACGGCAUAAAAUUAUUCAUCUAUUUUGCAAUGAAUCUGAACAUCACAUUUAGGUGCUGUUUUAUUUUCCAGUUUCAGUUAUAAACACACAACAGUUCAUCUUAAACAGGAAAAGCACCAUGAUUUCUCAAAGAAAAUAUAAAAUAUGCUUUAAUCUUAAUUCAGAUUUUAAAUCCAAAUUAAUACAAUUUUCAUUUAACUGUUUGUAUUCGCUUCUUAUUUUUCAGAGUUCUUUGAAAAAUCCUUAGUGGUCUUGACAAUGUUACAAGUGACAUAAAUUAGCCAAUGGCACAGCAUGAUGGAUUCCCAGAAGACUGGAAAUGGUUUGCAAGUGAUUGGACAAGGGACUGGUAUAGGGAUAUCUGCACUCCACAUGGUGGGGUAUUCGGGAAAAAACUGUAAUUCUGCUGAAGUAACGUCAGAUGAGUGCUGCCCAGCCUGCAAAGAGAAGGGCCAGAUACAAGCUUUACGGACUUACCGCAUUAGUUUUCAAGAGUCUAUUUUCCUUUGUGAAAAUCCACAGUGCAUCUACCCUCUGGGCUAUAAACCAUUAAACAGCAUAAUAAUUCCUGCUGAUUCAGAAAAUCAUCAAACUCAGAGAAAAAGGAAGAUUUUUGAAAUCAGUCCUACAGCUUCCCCCACUAAAUCAUGUUCAAAACAAGCUAGGACAAACAACAAUUUGAUAGAUGCCGAGCACACUUUAAAUACUGAUCUUGUUCUCAAGUGUAAUGGAUAUAAUUUGUGUGUGACCCAGCCAUGCCUACCUGAUUUAUCACCGGAUGAUCAGCAGAAACAUAAUCGGACGACUGAGUCUCUGGAGCAUAAUGUGGACUUGGCAACUGCUAUUACUGUUGGUGGUGCACAAGAAAGUCCUGACUCUAAUUCCAAAACAGAACUUUUCCCAAAUUCUGAACUUUGUUCAAUAAAAUCUGAAAUCUUGCAUGCAGAAAGAUCUUGCAUGCAGAAAUCUUCAUUGUUCAUGGGGCAUUUGUGUCUUCAGUGGAGGAACAUAUAUGCUCUAUGUUGGUUAGACUGUAUUCUGUCAGCACUGGUACACUUAAAAACUUUAAGGAUUGCUGUGACUGAAGCUUGCACUGAAGAAUCUGUAAUCCAGAGGCUGUUUACAAAAUAUAACCAAGCGACUGCACUCUUGAAUACCUGCCAAACAAAUAAGCUAAAAGAUGUUCUUCCAAAAGCGGAGUCACAUCUGAAUGAAAUCAGAAAUACGAUAUUUGCUCAACUUCAACCCCAGCUUAAGUGUGAAUUGGGUAAAAAGGAAAGUCCAGUAUUUGCAUUCCCUCUGCUUUUACGAAAGGAUCCCCAAGUCGAGACACUUUUCCUGCAUUCUUUUUCAUGGAUGUUUGAAUGUUUACAUUGUGGCUACAGCCACCAAGACAGGUGUAGGAAGACACUAACAACAUUUACAAAUAUAAUCCCUGACUGGCACCCACUUAAUGCUAUUCAUAUUGCUCCAUGUAAUAAUUGUAAUGAUAAAUCUCAAAGAAGAAAAAUGAUUUUGGAAAAAGUACCCUCAAUAUUUAUGAUACAUUUCGUAGAAGGUUUGCCACAUAACGAGCUGAAGAACUAUUCAUUUCAAUUUGAAGGAGAUUUCUACCAAAUAACAGCUGUUGUUCAGUAUCAGCAAGAUCCAGAACACUUCAAAACCUGGGUUUUGAAUCCUGAUGAAACUUGGCUUGAAUGCGAUGACAUCAAAGGUCCAUAUUGUGAAAAACAUGAGAGAUUUGAAGUUCCUGUUUCAGAGAUUCACAUUGUCAUCUGGGAAAGGAAAGCAUCCCAAGUGCCAGAUAAAAUUUGCUCACAAGUCCAAAGUGUAAAAUCUGAAAAUCUUCCUCUUAAUGAUGCACAGUCAAGUUCUUCUCUAGUGUCAAACUGUGAUGGUGAUAAUGCCGUAGACAAAAUAACUCCAGUAUGUUACGAAAAGGAGAUUGUGGGCAUUCCUGCUAAUGAACAACAAAAAGUGGCCAGAGAGAAUGAAAAUAGCUUGCUUGCUGGCUUAGAAAAUUUGGCAGAUGAUGAUAUUAUAACUCUGACACUUGUAGAAAUUCAAGUUGAUUCUGAAGGUAAACCACUGGACAAUGGACAGAUAGUGGGAAAUAACCUAAUGGCUGAAACAGGCUUGCUGAAAGAGCAGGGGUCAGCUUGUUCAGAUCAAACUCCAUGUACAGAUGAUGUUUGUAGUCAGACUACCUCCAGCAACAUGUGCACACCAUCUGAAAAUGCCUGUAUUUCCUCACAUCUCAGACAGUUGAACCUAGCGCAUACUCCGUCUACUGUUCCCGCAAACCAUUGUAGUGACUCGUCCACGCCAUCACACGCUCAAGAGGCAGAGGCCAAAGCUAGCCCAGUCAACACUGAGAAUAUCCUGUUAAAUCCAGAACUUUUGCAGAAUAAGAAAUUACCGUUAAUGGAGAACAUUAUGCAGAAAUCAUCUAACACCAGAAACACAAGCAAAACUGGAGCAGAGACUCAGGCUGCAACUUUGUCUGCUACAAAUAAUUCCUCCCAGUCUUUGCAUAAAGAUCAAAAGAAAGGAUUUGUAGGAAGUUGGGUAAAGGGGUUAUUAAGCAAGCAUAAUGCCUUCAUGCCUUCAAGUGCCUUAACCCAUCAUAAGAAAAGUUACAAAAAUCCUUCUUUACUAAGAGCUGCUGACUUACAUCUCCCUACUAAGGGGGCAGCUAAUUUUGGUGGUUUUCAAGCCAAAGGUACAUGCAAAACAACUGAGGAGGCGCCUAAAUCAGCUGUUUGUCAAGAUGGAAAUCUUCCUCCUUUAACAAACAUCACUGGUCCUUCUGUAGAUGCUUGUCUACCUGCAGUAAACCCUGUAGUUGAUGGUCCAACUUUGAAUAAGUCUGGAAGCUCAUUGGGCACCUGGAGUAAAGUAAUUCAGCCCAGCACUCCCAUCUUUAAUUCCAAACCUAGCCCUGGGGAAAAUGGAAAUCACAAAUCUGACGUGAAGGAUCAAGAAUCAAAUGCCAAAACUCACAAACUUCGUUUAAAACUGCUUAAAAAACUGAAGGCUAAAAAGAACAAGUUGGCCUCACUUGAUAGGCUGGCAAAGACUCAGAUGUGUAAUGGAAGCUCUCCAAAUAGAGAUGUAGAAGAUCUCUUACAAUUUGGAUCUCAUCAUGAAAGUGAAUCAGUACAGAACUUAUUGAAGGAAUUGCAGUAUCAGAUUGAUGCUGCCGAUAGUGAAUCUGUAUAUAGUACAAACUCCAAUAUGUCACUAUGCACUAGCCAGAGUAAUGCAGAGUUUUUAGCAGACUUAUUGUCUCCUACUUCCAUUGUUGCUUCUUCGGAGCUUCCAAAAGAUGAAGAUGAGUGUAGAUAUUUGGAAAUGGUGGACAGCAAUACUGCAGCACUAGUGCAUAGUGAGAGAACCAACCUCACAUGCGUCACUGUGGCAAGCGAAGACCAUAAUUAUUACAGUCCUGUAAAAGAAAGCAAGUAUGAAGGUAACACAGACUCACUAAUAAACAAAUCCUGCUUGAAAAGACUUUCCUUUGAAAGUCCCACAAAGGAAGAUAUCCUUGAAGACCUCUUCUCCCCUGCAGUCUUGAACUCAAUAGCAGGCGACAUAGAUUUACCUCAUUUUGAUGAAACUCUGUUUGAAACGUGUUGAAUUGUUGUAAUAUUUGUUUUUAACACUUGAGAAUUUUGUAUAUCAGCUUUCACACAAAGUAAUAUUAAAUUAUAUUUUCAAACUAGUUUAUUUGCACACUGGCUGUACUUGAAUGCUGAAAAUCUGAAGUAUGUCUCUUAAAUUUCAUUGUAGCUGUUGAAUAAGAUUUUUAGUCUUGUUUAACUUUUCCAAUUAAAUAACUGAGAGUUGAUCUUUCACAGA